Molecule: messenger RNA, 4886 nt
Organism: Rhinolophus ferrumequinum (greater horseshoe bat)
Lineage: Eukaryota; Metazoa; Chordata; Mammalia; Chiroptera; Rhinolophidae
Gene: N4BP2L1
Product: NEDD4 binding protein 2 like 1
Exons: 5
Coding region: 99-821 (240 amino acids)
Source: RefSeq, a predicted model, not a curated record
AUUUAUCACAUGGCCGGAGCGCCACAAAAACAACAGCUUCGGCCGAGGCCGGGACUUCAGGAAAGGGAACCCGGGGCCCGUGCUGCAGCCCCCACCCCAUGGAGGAGGGUUUUCUCGAAUCCUUUGGGAGGCUGAGCCUCCAGCAGCCGCAGCCUCGGCCGCCGGCCCCGCCACCCCCGCGCGGGACCCCCCCGCGCCGCCACAGCUUUAGGAAACGCCUCUACCUCCUGCGAGGCCUCCCGGGCUCGGGGAAAACCACGCUGGCCAGACAAUUGCAACACGACUUUCCCAGGGCCCGGAUUUUCAGCACGGAUGAUUUUUUCUUCAGAGAAGAUGGUGCCUAUGAGUUCAAUCCUGACUUCCUGGAGGAAGCUCAUGAAUGGAACCAGAAAAGAGCAAGAAAAGCAAUGCGGAAUGGCAUAUCCCCCAUAAUUAUUGAUAAUACCAACCUCCACGCCUGGGAAAUGAAGCCCUAUGCAGUCAUGGCACUUGAAAAUAACUAUGAAGUUAUAUUCCGAGAACCUGAGACUCGCUGGAAAUUCAACGUGCAAGAGUUAGCCAGAAGAAACAUUCACGGAGUCCCAAGAGAAAAAAUACACCGAAUGAAAGAACGUUAUGAACACGAUGUUACCUUUCACAGUGUGCUCCACGCGGAAAAACCAAGCCGAAUGAACAGAAACCAGGACAGGAGCCACGCCUCGCCGCCCGGCGGCGCGGGAUGCUGGAGCUCCUACGCCGAGUUCCCAGCGCGGAGGGCGCCCGGCGGCUUCGCCCACGACGGCUCCUUCACCAGGAGGGGGCGCUGUCACCAGGGGUAUUAGAGCCCCAGCUCACGGGCGUUCAGUUUUCCGAAAUCAGUUUUUACUUCAAUUUUUGGUAUUUAUUCUUUGUUCGGUUUUAGUCAGAGCUCUAAUGCCAGUGUACAUAGUCGAGCCCGAACGUCUUUGAGCAGAAGUCGUCACAUUCACCGUCAACUGGCGUUUGUUACCGUGAUCCUAAAUGCAUGGUCUGAGGCUGGGAGUUCCGCAAGUUUGGUUCAACAAUCACUCUCUCCAGGGAAAGAAUUAAUUUGAAGCUGAAACCCAAGAACGUAAUCCGUUAGUCACAUAGGUUCACAAGUGAAAUCAAGUGUUUGUAGUAUAUGAGCUUCAGCACCACUUUCUCUGAAGUAAUCUGUUUUUCCAGGAACUCAUCUCCAUCAGGAAAGGUGGGGGAGGAGACGUGAGAGGUAGGAAAAGUUUUAGUGCUAUUGCUACUUUUUAAAUGUACGUAUCCAAAAAUGUGAGAUGUGUGGCUGUAAUGAUACGGAUUUUCCUUAUGCUAGAAAGUAUACAUCUAAGGGAACGUUGCCCUACAAAGGAGACACUUUGGGAAGUUAUUCCUUUAUUCUAGUGACGUUAUCAUUGUUAAAAAUGUCGACUCCUUAAUAGCUAUACAAGCUACUGAGGAAAAUCGGUGUCGUUAUUUGGUCACUAUUUAUAGUCUUGUGUUUUAACAACAACUUUAUCGAACAGGAUUAAACCUGAAACUUUUGGCUGUUGUGCUAAUAGUGUAAAUAAAACAAGCCUCCUUUAUAAAACACCAAUUUUAAAGAGGAAUCGUUAAGCAAUUUUUAAAAUUCUGCUUCUAAAUGUGUAAUUAGUUGGCAUCCCCAAUGUUUGGGAGCGCGAGAAAUGAAAUUCCAGGGUGUAGACCACAGAGGGAUCUGCGAAUCGUGCUCACCCUCAGAUGGGCAGGCAGCCUUGGUGUUUUAUGAGGCAUUAAUUAAGACAGAGAAGUUCUACCACAGCUCUGGAAUGUCCCUCUUAUGCACAAUUUGGAAUUUAUGAAUCCAAAUUAAGUCUCAGCAGGUUACAAUCAGAUUAAAUUGGUGUGAGACCCUGAUAGGUAAGACUAUGUAGGGUGUGUGCUUUAUUUCUUGUUGGCCAACAGCUUCUCUCUAGUAUUCUGUGAAGUAUUAUUUUAAGUGUCUUCUAUAAUGGUGCUUUUAUGGUUAUUAAAAAUAUAUGGUAUUGCUUUAUAUGCAUUUCUCAUUGAAUCUAAGCCUUUUUUUUGUUCAACAAUAUAAAAAAGUUAAUUACCUAAAUCCUACAGAAUUCUACCAUAGUAAGAACUAGUUUUUUUAUAUCGUAAACUUUCCAAUCUUCUUUAAUAGGAGACAUAUAAGACAAAAGCAACCUUAUUUUUACUUGCUUAUAUAAAUUACUUGAUCUGUGUCCAUCAGAAACUCUGUUACUGUAACGUUCCAUUAUCUGACUCCGACACCUACUCAACAUCUUGACUACCAGCAAAGCAUCUGUAAUUUGUUUCUGCAUUAACAUUUAAAAAAUUGGUAUCUCCUUUAACAAAGUUUGGCUAAUGAAACUAAACGAGUGAAUUUGAAUAAAUGUAAGGUAUUAUUCUAGUUUUGCUAAAUUCUGUGUGUCCAAGCACAACCACGAUAAUCGUCUAUGAACCGUGACAAGCCCCGCGGUAACUAGCACCCCUGUGCAGGCCCAGGCCAUCUGUUGUCCUGGUCAGUAUGGCUGUUGCAGAAUUCACUAACGGGGCUGGACUCCGUUAGGACGUAGAGGGAACUGCCCGAGAGCCCAAACUGGAAUUACCUUGCUUUGAUUCCAAAGAGGCCAAAGGGUUAGGCUUCGAGCCCUCCUGAUUCGUAUCUGACUCUGCUUAGGAGUUUUGGUCCCUUGGCUGAGAAUCUGCUACAGAGCAGUGGCUCCAGGUUAUAAAUCCAGGCCUUUUAUAGAGCUCAGGAAAAUAGUUUUCCGGUUUACUUGCCUCUUUUCCCCCCCAUGACUCCUGAAAUACUUGGUAUGGAAGCAUAAACAUAACUGAUUAAAUGCCACCAACACUAUUUAUCACACCUAGAAGUGACCUAUUUUUCCUCUCAACUGACUUUUACAAUUUUUUGAACACUCAACGACGUGCAUUGUUUCGUGUUAACAACAUUUGCAUCGUUCAGAGCUGGCAGUGCUUUAGAUACACAAUAGGCUCUCACUGAGUGAUUGUUAAGUAACACAAAUUGCUUUUACCAUCUGUCCCUUGUGCAGUGGACACUGUUGACUUUGUAAUCAUUGUCAAUUUUUGGGAUAUGAUAUCCACAUAUACUCAAGCUUCAUACCAUGCUCACAUAGCUUAGCUGUAUUACUUACAGUUUCUAAGGAGUGUGUGCAUUAGACUUCUCUUUACUGGGUAGUCUAAAUGGUAAUGAAGAAUGGAGGAGGUAACAGCAGUUAAGUUUUCCCAGGAUAAAAAAAAAAAAAGAUUAAAUUCUUACAAUCAUUCUGUUCACCUGAGACUCAAGUUUUAUUCAUUGUUCUAGAGUGGAUCACCAGCAAAUGAUUAGAAUGUGAAGACCAAAUUGUUUUAUGAACAAAAUUUAAAUUUCAUUAAUAAAAUGGGCAGAACACUUAAGUUAAAAAGAAUAGCAGAGGGAACAAGGCACAUGAAACUCUUAACUUCGUGUUAGAGAAAGAACUAGAUUAUGAGGAACUAAGGCCCAGGUUAAAAGGAUGGACUUAAAGUUUUUCCCUGAGGUAGCAGACAAUAAUUUUACAAUGAACCUAGCACAGUGAAUAUACAUUUGGUUGUAAACAUCUUGAGUGAUACAGGUAUGUUUUGUACCUGAUAGAAAUUUAAUUGUUAUAAAACCCAAAAUCUGUAACUUCAACUUGUCUGAGAAACUAUUUUGUUUGUUUUUCGUUUCUGGUUAAUUGCCCAAAACUCCGGAACAGUGUUUUUUAAAAUACAGAAAUAAAGAAGAAAUACAUUUUUGUCCAUGGUUAAAGAAAAAAAGCAGAAUGGAAUAUUUAUUAUGUUAAUGACAUUUAGAGGAGAGAAAAAUCAUGGAUCACAGGAAACAAACUGCUUUAUAAAAGGGUAUAUUCUUGGCUUUGAAAUGUGUUUAUAGAUUUGAAAACAUGGUAUUAUAUAUAAAUUUAAGACAUAUUGAAAGACCUUAUUUAAGAGCUUUUUCAUGCUAUUAGCUCCUGGUUAGAACUGCCUUCUCUUUUCUUUAAACAUAAGAAAGUAACGAAUGUGACUAUCAUCUUGAGUUGAACUGUUACCUUCUGCCGGGGUGGCUGGGGCAAACGAGGCACACAGGGAGCCCCCGUGAGUCCUGUGACAGCGCUGAAACAAAGCAGGCAGCAUCAGUGCCGAUCUGAAGGAAAGACUGUCUCUUUAAGUUGCCAGGAGAAAGUGGCUGUGCAGCAACACGGAAACCCUGAUUCAGAAUGGUCGCUGGGCAGAGCCUUCAGAGUCCCGACUCCUUUACCAGCACACCUGGUUUCUUACAUGUUUCUUCCCUUUGCCUGCAACCAGUUAACCUUCCAAUAACUUAGCUCUCUCAAUAAUUGAUUUUUUUUAAAAAAAGGUCAUUUUGUUAAAAAACAGAAACAAAGUUAACACUCUGAAAUCUGCUUCUGAUUUGAAGUAUUUGAAUUUUGAUUGAAAUACUUUCAGACCUCACAUUGGAAUCAUAGAAAGGAACGACACAGAGGGUUCUAUUUUUCUUGUAGUCACGCUGACCUAAGGAUGAACAGUUAGUCGAAAGAAAACAGCAUUGUCUUAUCUCCCUCAUCCUGUCUUUGGAUCAGGACAGAACUGUAGCAGCACUGACACGUGCAUUACGGUGAACUGAUUCAUAGCAGGUUACCUCUAACAAAACCUAACACAGCAACUACACUAAAAGGAAUUACAUGAGUCAAAAUAACUGUACUUAGAAACCUAGUUUCAUUUAAUUAAGCACAUAAUCUAAAAGAAAAAGGUAUGUUUAUUUCAUUUGUGGUGAUCAAAUCCAGUCAUAAAGAUUUUUUUCUUGAUUAAUUAAUAAAUUACAGUUUUAAGAAACUUAACUGAAAUAAAAGUGUAUCAAUACAGAAACA